AUGGGGUCGCUCUUCACGGGCAUCAAAACUCUGAUUCUCCACGAGGAUUUUGGUUGCGAUGUCUACCUACUUCCAAGCCAGGAUGGUCACCUUCCAGCUUCGGAGUCGCAUGGCUACGGCCGUGAGUCUCCAGCUCGGGGUGUCCGUCUGCCGCGGCGGUGCCUGCACCGCCAAGGCCACUGA
Messenger RNA from Penicillium verhagenii, 183 nucleotides. RefSeq lists its product as uncharacterized. The transcript is spliced from 2 exons. The record is from RefSeq and is a predicted model, not a curated record. The coding region runs from base 1 to 183 and encodes 60 amino acids. NCBI's taxonomy places the organism in Eukaryota, Fungi, Ascomycota, Eurotiomycetes, Eurotiales, Aspergillaceae.